AUGUCCAAACAUUCUGCACAGAUCUCGCAUCUGCCUCUGCAACUCGCUGACCUGGUCCCCCUUCCUUUUUUGCCAUUUCUCUCUGCCCAAACCCCCUAUACCGCUCAUCCGCAUAAUCCCGUCUCAGCAUCUGACACCCGCGUCAGCACUGGCACGCACAAACGUGCCCUUUUCCAUGCAUCCGCAGUCGGGUCCGUGAUUCACUGA
Bipolaris victoriae FI3 is the source of this 207-nucleotide messenger RNA. RefSeq lists its product as hypothetical. The record is from RefSeq and is a predicted model, not a curated record. Bases 1 to 207 code for a protein of 68 amino acids. The transcript has a single exon. NCBI's taxonomy places the organism in Eukaryota, Fungi, Ascomycota, Dothideomycetes, Pleosporales, Pleosporaceae.